Messenger RNA from Cucurbita pepo subsp. pepo (vegetable marrow), 1566 nucleotides. Its product is annotated as outer envelope protein. The record is from RefSeq and is a predicted model, not a curated record. NCBI's taxonomy places the organism in Eukaryota, Viridiplantae, Streptophyta, Magnoliopsida, Cucurbitales, Cucurbitaceae.
UAUUUUCUUUUAUAGAGAAAUUCUAAAAUAUGAAAAAUAAAAAAUUUAGGACUUUAUUGAAAACUAAUUGGACUUUAUGAGUAGAUCUAUUACAAUGAGACUAUUAUUAACGUUUCAAAAUUUUCACGAUGAACAUAUAUAUUCAAAAUUACUCUCGAGCAUGUUGUCGUUGGUUUCCUCGAUGUAUUCUCACUAUACAAUGUUGGUUAUAAAUACGGUUUGAACUACUAGUUGUCGCCUUGAGUAUUGGCUGCUUUGAUACAUCUUUUUCUUUGUUGACAUUAUAUUUUCCGACCCGACUCUUUAAUUUUGCCGAUUAUAAAUCUGUAUUAAAAAACGUACUGAGGAAAUUGAAAACACAAUAAUUUUUUUUUUUUGGACAAUAAUAUCUAUUUGUGAAAUAUGAAUAUUUCACUUUGGUAGAGAUUUGUAACUUAUAAUAUAUUAAUAUUUACUAGUUGAGAUAUAAUCCUAAUAUUUAUGAUAGUAAAUAAUUUUAUUAAGUAUAUUAUAAUUAAUUUAUCAAAGGAAUAAAUAAUUGUUUUUCUUUGUUUUAAAAAACUAUUUUAUUUAUUCGCUACCCAAUUUUCAUGCGCUCUAUCUUUUGUGCUUGCGAUUCAGAGAACCGCGGUAGCGCAGAAGUGGUGAAGCUGAAGUAGUUUCAAUCCAGAUAUUGCUGUUGUUGAUAAAGAUGGUCUUCCUGUGUUGGUCUCGUCCAUCUCCUCAGGAGCAGAAGACGUGCAUUGACAGGUCUGGUUCCUUCAACUAUAGCAGCAAGUUUAGAGGAGCUACUGCUAAUCCCAGCUCUUGCCUGCAAGAAGAUAAGGGGCUCUCACAAGAAGGUUUUCUUCUCAACCAUGCUCGUAUUUUGGUGGGUUCUGGUGUUGAAACUUAUGAAAAGGGGAAGAAAGCUCUUCAGAACUGGAGGCAUUUUGGGUUGAAUUGGGCAUUUGUUGAUUCCUCAACGCCAGUUCAUCCGGGAGUGAAGUUUUGUGUCUGUGCCAAGGAGUUCCUCCCAUGGGUGGUGAUGCCUCUUCAAAUUGUAUAUGUAAAUGAGAACAGGGGUACCAAUAUGGCUAGGACAUGUUUCAGUUUUGGCAGUGGUACCCUUCAAGGCCAUCUUCUGGCGGGCGAAGAACGGUUUUCGAUCGAGAUGGACUCGAACAGCCAGGUGUGGUAUGAAAUUCUUUCCUUCUCAAAGCCUGCCCACAUAUUAUCAUUCCUUAGUUAUCCUUAUGUAAUUCUUCGGCAAAAGUAUUUUGCUUAUCAAUCUACAAAUGCAGUUAAGAAAUAUUUGACUGCCAAGCAUUCCUAACUCCUGGUGUGCUUGUGUGUAUGUUCUUUAGUCAUCCUUGUGUGUAUGCAGUUAAGAAUGCUUCUUCCUGCUGUUCAAUCCUCCUAUAGUGUAGCAUUCAGUCCUUAGAUCAUAGUCUUUCUGUUAAGAAAAAUGGCAUCAUCAGGACAUUGGAAUAGCUCAACUAUACAAAUGAACUCUGUCAUGAUCAUUGAUGUUUCAUAAAUUUGAGAACAUCUUUUCACUGGCUACUUCUAACCAGUUGCCAACUU